Messenger RNA from Linnemannia hyalina, 1845 nucleotides. The record is from the annotation of a GenBank genome assembly. Lineage: Eukaryota; Fungi; Mortierellomycota; Mortierellomycetes; Mortierellales; Mortierellaceae.
AUGGACUCCGCAUGCAGCACAUUCUUCGGCAUCCCCGAACUGGUUGCCUCUCUCGCCAAAAUCCUCUCAACACAGGAUCUAAUUCAACUCUCCCGGACUAACCGCGCCAUCAAUACUGUCUGCUCUCCGCUCACAUGGCAAUCCGUCAACCUCGAAUCAUUACGAGAUUCCAUCAAACUUCUCAACUCUCCUGAAGCACUGCAGGCCUUUGGCAACAACAUCACCUCGGUACGUUCCAUCACCCUGCGACCAAAGUUUUCGUGGUAUUACCUUUACACCCUCUGGGCCUAUCUCAACAUCACUGCCUGGCCACCCCACCGAGCCAUUUCGAUCGACGCCCUCGCUCACAAGGAUUGGGGUGGUAUGCUCUAUGCUCCCUGUCUAAAGAUUCGGCGCCUGCCACCAUUGCUCCGUCUGAGUCGAUUUGAGGCGUCGUUGCACAGUUAUCCUGCGGAUAAGAUGGUGCCUGAUCUUCCAGCGUUUGAUUCCUACAAGCACGUCCAUCACCUCCUGUGGCUCGUACGACUCAACAGCGGCACUUUGACCCAUGUGGCAUUCACGAGCCUGAGUCUCGAGUCGCAUGGAUCGGUCCGGGAUGUAUGCAGAACAAUAUCCCAGCUUCACCACCUCCAGACCCUACGAUUGAGCUGUUCGAUCUCACACAAGGCGUAUGAGGCCAUCUUCUUCAGUUGUCCGAGCUCCUUGGUCGAACUCACCUUGGCGUACAGUGUUGACAGUCCAGGGUCCGCUACGGUUUCCAUUCCGGCUGCAGGAGAUUGGGAUUUCGACCAAGGUCCUCUCGUUCUUCGCGACACCCCCCUCCAUCACCUCGUGUACCUUGCCCUUCCCGGAAUGGCGGCUUCUGACAUGGCUCCCUUCAUCCACACCAUCCUUGGCCACUCUCCUGCCCUUAAAACCCUGAAGUUCCCUUUUUUCGACUAUCUCAGCAUAUCGUCCAUCACCAAGGGGAUCGCUGAGCUCUGUCCACGUCUCACGCACUUGUCAUUCCCACAGGGCGGUCGAGAUCUUCAAAUUACGAACGUUCUCGAGGGCUUUCCGGUGCAGCAGCUGCAAAGUCUAUAUUGUUCGUCUCUCAUGGAACCUGUCUGGACGUCGCUGGUCGCUACCUGGAAAAGACAUUCGACUACCCUUCGGAGGAUCGAAUUUACAAACACGUCGCAUUUUUCGGGUUUGAUCAUUAAAGGAGCGCUGACGACUUGUGAGGCCUUGGAGACGUUUAGGGUGACGGGAAAUGCAGGUGUCGUGUCCUUGUCGCUUGACAAUGCAGUCGAGUCCGAAUGGGUCUGUAAAAGGAUCAAAGUUUUGGACAUUGUUGUUCUGAUCUAUGCGCAUAAAACGAGCCCAAAGUUCACGACCGACCCAAGCAAGGAGACAUGGACCAAAGACGACCAUCGAAAUUGGGAGGUUCUCGGGAAGUUUUAUUCUCGGAUCGGAUCCCUGACGGAGUUACAGGAGUUGAAUCUCCAAACUGUGUCAAGUACCUACAAACCAGCACCAUCCUCAGAGACAGCGUUUCCUGGACUAUUCGCUCUGGAGGAUGCGGACAGUGGGCAGAUUGGACACUUGUCAAAGCUUACGGGGCUGACCAAACUGCGAGUACUUCGAGGAUCUGUUCGCUGGACGAUUCCGGAGGUGAUGGAGAGAAUCGGCAAGCGUGAGGUGGAUUGGGUUGUUGACCACUUGCCUGCUCUCAGGGUGGCGACGUUUGUUCUCCAGAACAAGAACGGGAUGAUUGGAGCGCGCCCUAUCCGUCAUCUUCUUCGAAUCUUGGAGAAGAAGCGACCCGAGCUCAAGUUCUGCCAUGCCGUUGCUAAAAAGAAAUAA